Molecule: messenger RNA, 3522 nt
Organism: Corticium candelabrum
Lineage: Eukaryota; Metazoa; Porifera; Homoscleromorpha; Homosclerophorida; Plakinidae
Exons: 3
Coding region: 1-3522 (1173 amino acids)
Biological process (GO): telomere maintenance; DNA repair
Molecular function (GO): DNA helicase activity
Source: RefSeq, a predicted model, not a curated record
AUGCCUCCGAAGAGACGAAAGACAGUUUUUUCAUCGGCAGCUGCAGCCAGUCAAAAACGGAGACGUUUAGAAGAAGACGAAGUAGCGAGACGGCAACGUUUGGACUGCGGUAGAGAUAGAGUGGCGAGAGCGCGUGCUCAGCAAGCGGAAGAUGAGCUAGCUAGACAGCGACGACUUCACAGUGAUCGAGAAAGACAUACUGCAAGAAGAGUGCGACAGCAACCGAAUAUUCCACCAGCUCUGAACUAUGAUGCAGCACAACCUCCACUUCCGUGUUGUAUUGGCUCUAUGACAAACGUGUGUGUCAACUGCGGCGCUAUGAAGUGGAAAGGAGAAGCACCUGGCAUGUGUUGCAGUAGCGGAAAAGUGAAACUGGCAACUCUGCAAGAUCCACCGCUCUUGCUAAAAUCAUUGCUUCUAGGUGACUCAGAAACGUCUAGGCAUUUCCUUACAAAUAUUCGCAAGUACAAUUCAGCUUUUCAGAUGACAUCAAUGGGUUGCAAUGAAAUUAAGGAAACACAUGGAUGGAAUCCUUGCUUCAAAGUGCAAGGUCAAGUGUACCACCUCAUUGGAAGCCUGUGCCCUUUGCCUAAUGAAGAAUCCAAAUUUGCUCAAAUCUACUUUUUGGGUGAUGUGGAGAGAGAGAUACAAGUAAGACAAGGCAUUGUUCCUGGUUUGAGGAUAAAUAUCAUUGAGGGUUUACAAAACAUGCUUCAUGCCAUCAAUAGGUAUGUGCAGAGUUUUAAAUUAGCCAAAGACGUUCUCCGUGAAUAUGAUCAGCAGUACAAGGUUGUGAUUCAUGCUGACAAGAGGCCUCCUAGAGAACACAGAGGGCGGUUUAAUGCUCCAAUGUGUGAUGAGGUAGCUGUGCUUAUGGUCACAGAAGAACAUGGAAAGAGAGACAUUGUCCUUCGUAAGUCUGAUGGCAGCCUUACAAGAAUAGCUGAAACUCAUCGCAGCUAUGAUGCUUUGCAGUAUCCUCUCAUACUUCCACAUGGAGAUGAUGGAUACUAUUUUCCUGACCAACCAGUCCCAAACCAGUACAAAGUAUCUGCGAUGAAACAUUAUGCGUAUCGACUGAUGAUGCGAGGUGGUGCAGACUUUAACAUCUUGCUACGGUGUCAGAGACUGAUGCAACAAUAUGUUGUUGACAUGUACGCCAAAAUAGAGACCGAACGGCUGUGCUUCCUUCGGCGAGAGCAAACAAAACUUCGAGCUGAACAAUAUGGUGAGUUGAGAGAUGCACUUCUGGCAAGUGAUGGAGAUCCAACAAACAUCGGUAAGACGGUGAUCUUACCUAGCUCCUAUACUGGAGGACCACGGUACAUGCAUGAACGUACACAGGAUGCCAUGUGCUAUGUUAGAAAGUUUGGUAGGCCUUCUCUUUUUAUCACAAUGACGUGCAAUCCCGGCUGGAAAGAAAUCACUGAUGAACUGCUGCCCAUGCAGACAGCACAACAUCGUCCAGACCUAAUUGCACGUGUCUUUAACCUAAAAAGAAAGGAACUCAUCAAACAGUUGACCAAGCACUGCAUCUUCGGCAAGACUAUUGCAUACCUGUGUUCCAUUGAAUGGCAGAAACGUGGUCUGCCACAUGCUCAUAUUUUAGUUUGGUUACCUGCAGAGCACAGCAUUCAUGCUGAUGACAUCGAUGCCGCUAUUUCCGCUGAGUUGCCUGACCCUAACUCUGACAAGGUGCUGUUUGAUAUAGUCAUGACAAACAUGAUUCAUGGCCCUUGCGGUCGCAUAGACAAGCACUCACCCUGCAUGCGAGAUGGAGCAUGCACGAAACGUUACCCGAAAGAGUUUAAAAGUGAUACUCAGAGCGGCCAUGAUGGUUAUCCAUUAUAUCGACGACGUAAACCCGAUGAUUGUGGCCAUCAAGGAAUAAAGAAGAUCAAAGGUAACGAUGUCUGUAUAGACAAUCGAUGGGUAGUACCUUACUCUCCCUACCUCUGCCGAAUGUUUGCCUGUCAUAUCAACGUAGAGCUUUGUACAAGUGUCAAGUCUAUCAAGUAUGUCCUAAAGUAUGUCAACAAGGGCAGGGACAUGGCAGUUUUUUCGCUAGAAAAAACCCAACCUAUCGAUGAAAUAGAUCUGUACCAGACAGCAAGAUACGUCAGUUGCAGUGAAGCUUGCUGGAGAAUACUGAACUUUACCAUUCACGAUCGUCAUCCAGCAGUGACAAACCUUCAUGUCCACCUACUAAAUGGGCAGAGGGUUGUUUACAAUGAUCAAAAUGCUGUUGCUCUUGCUCAACGUCCACCUAAAACCACGUUGACAGCUUUUUUUGAUCUCUGCGCUCGGUAUCGUCCAGAUCUUGACCAGCUUGCUACGCCCGACCAGAGGUUUGUUCAAAAUUUGCUUUAUGUAAAUGUGCCCGAGUACUUCACAUUUCAUUCAGGCACCAAAACGUGGAACCCUCGAAGGCUUGGCACAGCUGUUUACAGUGAUGGUCAAAUAACUUCAUUUAAAAAAAGUGAGGUCAUUGGUCGAGUGUACGCCGUGCAUCCUAAGCAACAGGAAUGCUUCUUUUUACGCCUUCUGCUUCACCAUAAGCGGGGACCUUGCUCUUUUGAUGACUUGCUUACGAUUGAUGCACGAAAGUGCCAGACUUUUCGCGAAGCAUGUAACUGCAUGGGUUUGUUGGAAGAAGACUUGCAUUGGGCCAUGGCCAUGCAAGAGGCAGCCAUGCGAGCCGGAGCAUCUACACUACGUGCUCUGUUUGCUGUUAUAUUGACCACGUGUGAUGUUGCUGACCCUCUUGCCAUAUGGUCUGCAUAUCGAAAUGAUAUGACUGAUGACAUACUGCAUCAGUGUAGGAGGGAAGCUCGACAGCCUGACAUGGACUAUAGUGAUGAUAUGUACAACGAGUGUCUCUUUCGACUACAGGAAUUAGUACAGCAGAUGAGUGGACAGAAACUUGAAGAGUACGGACUGCCGCCUGUAAACAGGGGACAUGAAGACAGACUGACAGUUGACCUACUUAGAGAAAAAUCUUAUGACAGAGAAGCACUGCAACAAUUUGUAGACGAAAAUGAAACGAAUUUGACGAUUGACCAACGCAACAUUGACCUUCGCAUUACAGAUAUGGUGGACCAUGGGCAAGGAGGGAUUAUUUUUAUUGAUGCCCCAGGUGGCACAGGUAAAACCUACCUGAUUAACCUUUCCCUGGCACGCCUCAGAUCAAGAGGAUUUGUCGCCCUUGCUGUCGCCAGCAGUGGCAUUGCGGCACAGCUACUAUCAAAUGGGAAGACAGCACAUUCAACAUUCAAGAUACCGCUUAAUCUCAUGACCACAGACCUUCCUAUGUGCAACCUCAAGCGAGGUUCAUCAAAGGCUACACUCCUACAGGAAUGUGCCGUUAUAUUUUGGGACGAGGCAACCAUGGCUAACAAACUAGCUUUUGAGGCUUUAGAUCGCACAUUACAAGACCUAAGGCAGUCCUCAAGACCAUUUGGCGGUAUCUUAGUUGUCCUGUCUGGGGACUUUCGUCAGACAUUACCAAAACACAUUCUUUGA